AUGGCAGGGCUGCGAGGUGGGAAUCCCCCGAGGCAAGACCCCAAAGGACACGUCUCUCACUCCUCUCUCAGCAGUGCCAGCUUCUCCAUGCUUAGUGAUCAGGUCAGCCCUCUGAUCCAGCGACCGAAAACUGGUCCCAGGAAAGAAAUGCUGGUGGGGAAACACAGGAGAAGAGAUGGAAACCUGCAGCAAGGGAGCAUUCCAGACUCUGGUCACAAGUAUUACCUGCAGUUCACUACCGAAGACUACAAAAGCGGGGAAAAUGCCGGGAGCUGCCUUGCUACAGUGUUGUAUCCGAAGACAAAGUCUCCGCCUGUUGUCAGCAUCAAGUGCACGCAUACCAAAGACCAGAAGCAAAUCCAAGAAGAGGACAACAGACUUUACCAAAAAAUUAGGCACCAAACCAAACCAAUAAUUGGAAACAAUAUCCCAGACAGCUAUGGCAACAUUGAACCCGCCCUGGAGCCAGCGUGGGCCUUGGCUGUUGCUGGCAGCAGUUACAUAAUGUGGGAAAAGUCAACGGAGAACUUGGGUUACUUCAUGGCACAAGUCACAUCUGUGAAGCAGUGGAUAAGGAAAGAUGAUUUUAUUGAGUUUGACUACACUGUCCUACUCCAUGAAAUUCCAACACAGGAAAUUAUUUCAUGUCACAUGCGCCUCACUUGGCUUCCUGGUCACCCUCUGAAAGUGAAAUACUUCUGUGCUUCAGAGAAUCAGGGGCUCGAAGAUGGAUCUGGAAUGGAAUCUGGAUCAGCUGCUGGGAUUUUACACGAAAGGGGAGCAAAUUUUUAA
Messenger RNA from Fulmarus glacialis (Northern fulmar), 792 nucleotides. It is a transcript of the gene RARRES1, whose product is annotated as retinoic acid receptor responder (tazarotene induced) 1. NCBI's taxonomy places the organism in Eukaryota, Metazoa, Chordata, Aves, Procellariiformes, Procellariidae. The record is from RefSeq and is a predicted model, not a curated record. Gene Ontology annotation, molecular function: metalloendopeptidase inhibitor activity. Bases 1 to 792 code for a protein of 263 amino acids. The transcript has 6 exons.